AGAGCCCUUAAUAGACACGGGGCGGGCGAGGGCCCCUCAGCGAGGCCGGGCCUACCCUCCCCCGCCGCCUCAGCGCCCCCAGCUCCGGCCGCGGCCUACUGAGGGCUGCGCGAUCCCGCUCCUCGGGCGGCCUCGCCUCCCCCCGCGGCCGGGCGCGCUGAGCCGGGCUGGGGGCGGCCUGAUUUCCCGACUGGAAACCUCCCCUCGUGAAAUCAGAGGAAAUUCAGGUGGCAGGGACCCCGGGGGGUCGCGUCUAGUCCAACCCCUGCUGCCAGCUACAUCAUCCCAGCCACAAUUUUGGCUGCAGGGGGUUUCGUCAGGGCGCCCGAAUCCUUCCUGGUCUGGUUGACUUGGUCCCGGGACUCGGUCGGGCCAUGGCCCGUGCUUAAAUUCAGGAUGACUGCGCACCAGUAGUUUCCCCCCGUUCCCUCCCCGCCAGCAUGAGGCCUCCGGAGACCGUCCCCAGACCUUGUGCUUCGGGACGCAGGGGCGCGCCUUGCACCUGGAGAUUGAGCCGUGCCCCGUAUCGGUGCGAGUAUAACGCUGCGCGGUUGGCUUAUAAAAAUGACGUUUCCUGGGGGUAGUUAGUCUCCGAACCGCCGUUAUGGAGUAGGUCGGGUGCACGUGAGACGGGUGAGGCGGUGGUACGUUUGAUGCUGAGUUUCCCAAAAUUUCAGGAAAAGGUUGCCCUGCAAAAAAAAAAAUAAUAAAAAAAAAAAUUGUUCUCUGCCGUCCCUUUCCCCCCCUUUAAAACUAGAAGCCCUUCAAGGAAUUGCUUGAAAAGGAAACUGACUCCUUUAGAAACUCAGGAAAAGAUAGCUUAAGUGAGGAAGAUUAAUUCUUGUUACCUCCCUCGUAAAAUUACUACCAGGUUCUGCCAUUUAAUUUUGGAAACGGAGAAUGAGUGCAUGUUCCCUCUCUGUGCCAGUCUCCCCUGCUAAUAGAUGCAGUAGCUAUAGGAGUGCCAGGAGUCUGGAAUUUAUUGCAAGUGCUCGUUCUGACACUGAGGAUGAGGAUAAAGCGAUGGUAGAAGGAGAGGAGGAAAAGACAGAGCAUCAUGCUAAAGAGAAGGGGAACAGGGGAACUAAGGGAAAGCCACACCAUAAAAAACUGGGAUUGUCUAAAAAGUUUGUGAAAGAUCUGCGACCUGCUGCUGCCCCUGAGCAAAAUGGAGAGAGCUUCUUCAUGGAGAGCAAUACUGUGAAGCGCAUUCUGUUGCCCGGGACGAGAGCAAAGACUUCCAUUGUGUGGAACUUCUUCCACAUCGAUCCCCAGUACACGUGGCGCGCCAUCUGCAGCAUCUGCAAAAAGAGCGUCAGCCGUGGCAAGCCGGGCACCCACCUCGGCACGUCGACACUUCAGCGACAUCUCCAAGCCAAGCACUCUGUGCACUGGACGGUGGCCACCAAAAUAAACGCUGCUGGGGGAAGCAGUGUAGGGGAGGAUGAAUAUGCCUUUAACAUGCCUGUCUCGCCCGUCUCCCCUGAUAGCAGAGGCAGCAGUUUGAGCAGCAGUGGGAGCUCGGAAUAUGUUCCAAGCAUUAAUUUUGAUGGUGAUGGGGUGGAAGAGGCAGUGAGUCAGUUUUUCCACAAAAAAAGAAGAAAGAGAGCUGUGCAGGUGAAUGAGUUCCACCCAGGAAAGCGAGAGCUGGCCAGAAAAUUUGCCAAAGACGUUAUUCCCACGGGUGCAACCAGUGCAGCACCAGCAAUAGUCAUUUCUGGGGAAGAUCGAGAGCCUUUUCUAAUUGAAAGCAAUACUGUCAAACGUGUCCUAGUGCCAGGAACCAGGACUAAGACAUCUGCCGUGUGGAACUUCUUCUACAUUGACCCUCAGUACACUUGGCGGGCUGUCUGUACCGUCUGUAAAAAGAGUGUCAGUCGCGGCAGACCGGGGACUCACCUUGGCACCUCCACACUCCAGCGACACUUGCAGGCCAUGCACCCUGUGCACUGGGCCAUGGCCAACAAAUCUAAUGGUGCUCUUUGUAAUGGUGUCGGGGAGGAAGCAGCAGAGGAUUUUCCUCCCAGUCCAGCUGAGGUGGACGUGUUUUUGGCCCGUAGGAAUGACUUAUCACGCUAUUUCUCUUCCAGAGAGAAACUGUCGGCCGGUUACAGUUUAACACCUCGAGGUUUGGGUGUCCCUGCCCCAGCUUUUUCUCCCAAGUCAGUGCUUAGUAAAAGAAAAGCCUUAAGUCCCAACUUUGGGACUAACCAAGACUCUCAAAUACCUACUACUGUGAGGAAGAUCAGAUACCGUGAAAAUCCAGUUGCACAGCAGAUCAACAGGGCUAUCACGGAAUUGAUUAUUGAGGAUAUGCAGCCUUACUCCUUUUUUUCCACACCCGCUUUUCAGAGGUUCAUGCAGAUUGUGGCCCCUGACUAUCAGCUGCCAUCAAGAACUUACUUCUCUACAAAGGCUGUGCCACGGUUACACAGUGUUGUGAGAGAGAAGGUUUCCUUGGCUCUGGAGAAAGCAGAAUUACACAAAGUACACUUGUCCAUUGACAUGUGGACCUGUGAACCAGCCUUGGACUACCUGACAGUGAUGGCCCAUUGGGUAUCUUAUGAAGUGUCAUCUUCUGACAACACCAGCAGAACUCCCAAUUUUAGGAAGCAAGCAGCCCUUUGUGUAACUGGCUUUGCCAAAGAUUAUACAGCAGCCAGUAUCUUGCAAGAACUGAAUUACCAGAUUGGUGUGUGGCUCUCCCCCAGUUCCCUCACCCCAGGCUUUGUAGUUUCUGAUAGCACUGCCAAUGUGGUACAUGCAGUGAAAGAUGGAGGCUUUACCCACGUGCCAUGUUUCAUGCAUUGUUUAAAUGUAAUCAUUCAGGACUUUCUCUUUGAGCACAAAAGCACUGAGAGCAUGCUGGCAGCUGCACGAGAGAUUUGCCUUCACUUUAAUCGUUCCGCUAAAACCCGUCAGGUUUUGCAGAAGUUCCAGCACGUGACCUAUCUUCUGCAGCACAGCUUAAAGCAGGAGGUAGCCACUCGGUGGAUCUCUACUUUUUAUAUGCUGAAGCGACUUCUAGAGCAGCGGAAAGCAGUGCAUGACUAUUCGGUCCAACAUCGCCUGGGGGGGAGAGCAGGUGGGGUCAUCCUCACUUCCCUCCAGUGGUCUCUGAUGGCACACGUGUGUGACAUCCUGGAGCCCUUUGUGGAAGCCACUCGGGAGAUGAGCGCAUGCACUGCGGGGCUUAGUCAGGCACUACCGUUAGUCCGCCGCCUGCUCCUUACUUUGCAGAACAUGCGGAAAGAUUUUCAAAUCAAAGGGGCCACCCUCGCUCUUGGCCUGGUGGAUGACUUGUCUCUGAGGAUAGAAACUGAUUCCCGUCUGUGUGCUGUGCUCAGGUCUGAGCACUAUAUCUUGGCCACUUUGUUAGAUCCCUUCUUUAAAGACAGUUUAGAAGAAUUCCUUCCCCGAGGCAGUGACUUAGCAAGCUAUAAGCAAAUCCUAAUUGAAGCAGUGUCUGAGCAUAUGUGCCUGUCAAUGGAGAGUUGCCCCAUGGAGAAUAGAAAAGCAUCAGGCCAGUCAGCCCUUACAGGGACUGAACAUUUUGCCGGUCAUUUUAAGAAAGAUCCUACAGGUUCAGGUCCCUUGAAUGGCUCAUCUUCUUCAAAGAUCAUUGCUUUAACUGGCAAGGGGCUGUUGUGCCCUUCUGCUGCAACCGUAGUAGAAGAGUACUUCCAUGAGAAGCCCUCAAGGAUCUCAGUAAAAGAUGACCCCUUGACUUACUGGCAGGGGAAGCUGAGAAGGUGGCCUGCGUUAACACAAGUAGCCAUUCAGUAUCUCGGCUGCCCACCCUGUAGUCUGCAUUCGGAAUGGCUCUUCAGCUCAACGCGCCACCUGGCCUCUGAACGUAGGGCUAGUUCAGGCAUUGACAAUAUUGAACAGCUGAUGUUCCUCAAAAUCAACUUAAAAAGUAUAAAUUAUGACUAUUCUACUCUGGCCUUGGGCUUUGACACAGAGGACGAGGUCACUCAGAGCAGUGAGGAUGAGAUGUUUUAAGCCAGACAUGCUCUCUGAACCCGUAUGAAGUCCAAAACGUGUGCUGUGAUGAACUAUUUUUUAUACAUUUUACGGUGCUUUCAGUCUUCAGAGUGUUUUACAGAUGCAUUCCUAGGCAAACUUGCAGUGUACCCAUUUUGCAGAUACAAAAAGUGACAGAUGUGACUUGAUGUAAAAGAUGAGAUUAGAUUUUAGAAAUUCCUGGCUUCUGAGUCUUAAAUGCAGACUCAUUUAACAUGGGUCAAAUAAACACACGUAGAGGCUAUAAUGUAAGUAUUUAUGAAAUGAACGUUAAAAAGAUAACCAAGCACACACAAGUAGGCCAAUUAUAAAGAGACCAUAAAGUGGAGUCAGGCUUCAUGCUUGGGAAGCAAUGAAGUCAGAAUCUAAUUUAAAAAUAUGGUGCUGGUAGUAGCAGUUGAAUAAUGCUCCCUUUGGAUACUUGCUGGGCUGAAAAAUGUUGUUUUCCCUCUGAGCUUCCCUCCUAUAAACUCAGGAUAGGACUAGUGUGGCCGGCAGACUGGAAAGCUAGAUGUAGGCAUAGCAUAGACUUUCAGUAUCAAAAAGACGGGGCUGUUAGACUGGACAGAUUUUCACCGUUGUAUUUAUCUUCCUUUUGCAAGGGUCAGGUGUGGGGGUUUGUGUGUGACUAAGUUCUGUUUUCAUAGACUUCUAGUUAUGGCCCCUUUCGUGUAAGUAUGAUGCUGUGCUAAAUUACAUGACCAUGGGAAGCACAGCUCAAUCUGUACGUGAGCGCCAGUAGAAUCCUAGAAAUUUUGUAUUGACUUUGGAAUGCUUAUCAGUUUCCGCUACAAACAUGCUAAAUGCACCAGACUUAUGAAUUUUACGCUUCCUUCAAGGAUUUAGGUCAAGUGACAUCUUUCUGUUAUGAUUAAAUUGCUAUUUUGACUGAUUUAAAACAUAAUUUAAUUUAGAAUAAUAGUUUGGGUGUUCAUUAAAUUACUUGUAGAGCUGAGAGGCCCAAGUGUUUUGUCCUUUCUUAACCUGUAGAUUAGUAUAUUGUAAACGAGACCCAUUCAAGUUCUGAACUGUGCUCCAAGUGUUAAGCAUAUGCAGUAAUGUGGAAGGCAACACACAAAUUGGAUGAAAGCAGACUUAAAAAUACCGAUUAGCUGAGCGGCCUGUGUGCUCAAAUGAACCCAAACUAUAUGGGGUAAAUUUUCCCGCUGCAAUGAAUACAGUAAUUUGGAUUCAAUAUGUAAAUUUAUUUUUCCCUGAAGAAGAGAAAUGUCAUUCAUCAGAUUUUUCUGAUUACUUCUAUUUGAAUACUUCUGUUUUAUUCUUUUUUAGGGACGCUCAAAUGUCCUGUACUUGCCAAGAAAUAGGUAUUGGUUUAUUGUGUGACACAAUAAAUUGAAGUGAUUGCGCUUUGAAAUUUCAUAGACUCAGUGUGGAUAUGGAUAAAAUGUAUUUGUUAAAGAGGCUUCCCUAGAAUUGCAUGUGACGGAGCACAGGUAUUUUUAGGUGCGGGUAGAUGGACAUUAUCUGGGGGACAGAAUCCAGUUAUCAAGUCAACAAGAUCACAAGUGAAAUAAUUGUAUAUAUAUAAAAGGAGCUGGGGGGAGCUUGUAUCUUAUUUUGCUUUCUAAUCCCCCUUGUCAAGAAAUUUGAAACUGCUAACUAAUAUAAGAACCCAACUUUUCCUUUUUUUAUUUUAGAUUUGGGAAAAUUCCCUGCCAAAAAAAAUAUUCCUGGAAAAUUCACUAGUGUUUGUGUGAGUAAAAGGUUCCAACCUUUUAUUAUUAAUUUGUAAGUGAUAUUUCAUUCAGUUUUGUCCAAGAGAGUCAGAAGAGAAUUAGUGUAGAAAUGUGCAACAUAUUUAAUGACAUGGAAUCAGAAUCACUUUCAGUCAAGCGCUUCCUGGUCUGGUUGCAGGUUUUAUGACAUUCAGCGUUUUGGGUUUUGGUGUGUGGGGGGAGGGGGGGUGUCUUUGUUUGGUUUUUGGGUUUUUUUUAAUUGGAACAUUCAAUUCCCAGUGCAUUGAAACUGCUUGUGGCUAAAUGGAAUCAAUCCCAGGCUCCUUAUGGUGUCAGAGUCAUUGGCUGCUAAGAAUGGGACCAAAGCCAUCCUGUCUAGUUUUUUUGCCAAUCUCACAGCAGUGGAUAAUGGUGGCUUAUAUAUGCACCAGGGGAACAGUAUGUGGUGACAAACCUGAAGUGUUUGUUCUGAUGUAAAAGAAAAGAAAUUAGCUUCCAAGUAUCAAAAGAAAAAUAUUCCAAAUUCUCUGUCUCAUGCAGCCAUGCCACUUCCAAAGUGAGCAUUUCCCUGCCUCUUUCAGCUUGCUAUAUGCUAAAUCUGCUAUCUUUCUGCACUGAAUUGAUUGCAACUGUGUAUGUCUGAUCAGGGCUAAAAGUUAUUCUCUACAAUAUGGAUAUCGUAGUACACAUACUGUGCACGCUUUGUGUGUAUAAUUAUGUAUAUACUGCAUGCAUGUACAUAUGUAUGCAUAUUUGUGUGCCAGACCCAAACUCACCCAUGUUUAUAAAGCAUUGGCCUGAAGAUAUAUUUGUCAGAAAUAUUUUUAACC
Alligator mississippiensis (American alligator) is the source of this 6553-nucleotide messenger RNA. It is a transcript of the gene ZBED6, whose product is annotated as zinc finger BED-type containing 6. The coding region runs from base 901 to 4005 and encodes 1034 amino acids. NCBI's taxonomy places the organism in Eukaryota, Metazoa, Chordata, Crocodylia, Alligatoridae. Gene Ontology annotation, molecular function: protein dimerization activity; DNA binding. The record is from RefSeq and is a predicted model, not a curated record. The transcript has a single exon. Gene Ontology annotation, cellular component: nucleus.